AUGAUGAUGAUGGACACCACACAAGACAAUCAUGAAAUGGUGAAUGAUGGUUAUUCUCAAGGAGGAGAUGCCAUGCAACAAGAAGAUGCCGAUAACAAUUGUUAUCAAACAUUUUUUGCAGAACAUACCGAGUUAUCGGAAUUGAUUCAACAAUAUGAAGUGAAAGAAUGUUAUGAGAAUAUUCAACAAACAGGUACUGCCAUCAAUAGAAUUCUAUCAAAAUAUAUGGAACAAAGUCAAUUGUUGGAUCCUCAUUUGACUCAAAUGGUUUCGGAAUUGAUGCGUAUUGCUAGGAGAGUGAUUGGACUCAAUUCGGAAAAGAUAACAUUUGACAUUACUUUUCAAGAAAAACAAAUUAGGCACAAUUUAUUUCAAAGUAUUUGCACCUUGACGAAAGUGAGAGGUCAAAAAGUAGUGACAAAAUUAUUUCCUCAUGAAAUUGUUGAUUUGGAACCAUUAUUUGAAAUUUACAAGACGAUUCCAGCAAAUGAAUGGGAAACAAAAUACAUUUUACUUUUAUGGUUGAGCAUGAUUGUUAUUAAUCCAUUUGAUUUGACAGUGGUGGAUCCAACCAAUCAACUCCCAACCCGAAUGCUUGAGGAAUGUAAAGCUCAGUUAUCAGAACCAGGAAAAACCCGAGAUUCUGCUUCCUUAUUAAUUUCUAGAUUACUCACAAGACCAGACAUGGCAACAGAACACUUACCAGACUUUGUACAGUGGGGAAUUGAAACUUUAUCCAACCCAAAAACCACCACUUUUUUGAGAGCUGGAAUUCUUCGAAGUAUUGUCAUGAUUUUCAAAAUUGGAAAGCGAGAUGAAUUACUCAACAUCAUUCCAAUUGUUUGGAGUAGUGUCAUUUCAGAGGCUGACACCAAUAAUACCAUGUUGAGACACCUCAAUGUGAAACUCAUCCAAAGAAUUGGUCUUACCUUUUUAAAACCUCGUGUUGUGGCAUGGAGAUAUCACACAACAAGACUCACUCUGAUGCAUUUGAAAAACCAAGCAACUCAACAAACGAGUUCCAAUGAAGAUACUUCUGACGAAGAGAUUGAAAUUCCAGAGGAGAUUGAACAAAUUAUUUCACAUCUCAUUAAUGGUUUGAGAGACAAGGAUACCAUUGUGAGAUGGAGUACUGCCAAAGGCAUUGGAAGAAUUACACUACGUUUGCCCAAAUAUUUGGGAGAUCAAAUUGUUGAGUCUGUUUGUGAAUUGAUGAACCCCAAUGAAGACGACAGUUCAUGGCAUGGUGCUUCUCUUGCAUUGGCCGAGUUAGCACGAAGAGGUCUCUUGCUACCAGAACGGCUCGAGCAAGUCAUACCACUUUUAGAGCAAGCCCUUGUGUAUGAUGUCAGAAAAGGAACUCAUAGCGUCGGUGCUCACGUUCGUGACGCUGCUUGUUACGUGUGUUGGGCAUUCGCUAGAGCGUAUGCUCCAGAUAUCAUGAAACCUUACAUGAAUAGACUUGCUCAAGGUCUUGUUAAAAUUGCUGUAUUCGAUCGAGAGGUUAAUUGUCGAAGAGCAGCUGCUGCUGCAUUCCAAGAAAAUGUUGGACGUCAAGGAAGUUUCCCCCAUGGUAUUGACAUUAUUACUGUCGCUGAUUACUUUUCAUUGUGCAAUCGAACCAACUCGUAUCUCACCAUCAGUCACUACAUUGCCCAGUAUCCAGAGUAUUGCCAAAGUUUAAUUUCUUAUUUGGUGGAUACAAAGGUCACACAUUGGGAAAAAUCAAUUCGAGAACUCGCCUCAAAGACCAUAGCUAAAUUGUGUGACAGAGACUCUACAUUUAUUUUCAACAAUAUUAUUCCAAUAUUGAUUGAUCGAUGUGUGGAAAAUGAUCUCAAUGCAAGACAUGGUAGUUUAUUGGCUUUGUCAGAGGUGAUUCUUGCUCUCAAGAAAAGUGGCAUCUCUUUCGACGAGAAUUUGCAAGAGAAAAUUCGACACAUUGUACCAAACAUUGAAGCCAAAAGAUUGUACCGUGGCAAGGGAGGAGAAAUCAUGAGAGAAGCUGUUUCCAGAUUCAUCGAAUGUAUGGCUCUCAGUCAUAUCACUCUACCUGCUACAAUGGUUGUGACUUCCUCCGUUGGUAAUAGACAACUCAAAAAGAAAUCUCUCUCCAUUUUCCAAGAAACGAUUGACGAAAAUUUAAAACAUCCAAACAAUGAAAUUAUUGAGAUGGCUGUCAAAUCACUAAAAGCAUUCGCAGCCGAAUACUAUGAAGCACAUUCUGAGUUUGCUCAAGAGACUGCCAAGAAGUACAUUCAACAAUUAGAAACAGAAGUCAAUCCUGCAACUCGAAGAGGUCUUGCACUCGCUCUAGGAGUGUUGCCAAAACAAGUCAUGGAACCUAACUUUAAUCGGGCCAUCGAUAUUCUCAUCAGCAAGCUCGAAUUGGAACAAGACCCAGAUUUACAAGAUGCCGAUGCAAGAAGAAAUGCAAUUCUUGGAAUCAUUUCUCUUUGUGAAAAUGUUGGAAUUGGAGAACAUGGUAUUACUGAAUCGAAUGUCAACAAAAUUUUCAAUGCAUUUAUUAAGGGAACUAAUGACUAUGCUGUCGACAAGAGAGGUGAUGUGGGAUCAUGGGUUCGAGAGGCCUCCAUGUCAGCCUUGGAACGAUGGGCCUACUUGUUAGCGAAUAGCACUCUCUUCAGUGUCGAAAUGGGUACCAAUCUAAUGAGAGCUCUCUUGAAACAGGCUGUCGAAAAGAUUGAUCGUGUCAGAGACAAUGCCUCGAAAACCAUUUGCCGUAUACUCUCCAAUGAACUUGUACAAAAUAUUCCACACAAACAUGAGCUUGUUUCCGUCAUUGUUCAACACAAUACCACAGAGAGAAAUGAACUCAUGGAUUGGUCCUCUGCCGAGAAGUCAUUCCCAAUCUUUGUGAAAUUAUUAGAUUUGGAUAUUUACAGAUAUUCUAUUUUGAGUGGACUUGUUGUGAGCAUGGGUGGAAUGUCAAGUCAUGUUUUCAAGUACAGUACCACUGCUCUCAUUGAACACUUGAAACCUCAAAAAGAGUUGGGAGAAAAGGUAUUUUCAGAUAUGCUGUCCGUUGGUUUAGAAUAUGCUCAAGAUGAUCGAGUCAUUGUUCCACUCUUGAAAUCAUUUGCCUUAUUAUUGGGACAUGGAGUUUUUGAAAAAUUCCAACCACCUCAAUACAACAUGAGUGAGCAACUAGUUCUCAAUACCACCAAAGAAAUUACUGGCACUUGCAAAAACGUUCAAAAAAUCAUGCUCGCUGUCGAUUUAUUCUGUGAACUCAUCAAAUUUGAAAACCCCACCAAGGAAAAGGCCUUCCAACGACUCUUCCACACAUGUCUCAUGAGUAAAUUCCCCAAAGUUCGUGAAUAUACUGCCAAUCAAUUAUAUGGAGCUCUACAGGUGUGUGGCGAUACAGUCAUGAGCAAUGACGAAGCAUUAGACAUGGCACUUGAUGUUUUGUGUAGCACUCAAUGGUUGGAAGGAAUUGCUGUUGUGAAACCAGCCGUCGAAAAAUUAUAUGAAGUGACUCAAAUUCCAAAACCUAAAACAGCAACUACAGCAUCAACCACUCCGACUACAACAACUGUGAAACAAUAA
Messenger RNA from Naegleria lovaniensis, 3573 nucleotides. RefSeq lists its product as uncharacterized. Gene Ontology annotation, biological process: microtubule cytoskeleton organization; tubulin complex assembly; post-chaperonin tubulin folding pathway. Bases 1 to 3573 code for a protein of 1190 amino acids. The transcript is spliced from 6 exons. The record is from RefSeq and is a predicted model, not a curated record. Gene Ontology annotation, molecular function: GTPase activator activity; beta-tubulin binding. Lineage: Eukaryota; Heterolobosea; Eutetramitea; Acrasida; Naegleriidae.